Manihot esculenta (cassava) is the source of this 798-nucleotide messenger RNA. RefSeq lists its product as uncharacterized. Lineage: Eukaryota; Viridiplantae; Streptophyta; Magnoliopsida; Malpighiales; Euphorbiaceae. The transcript is spliced from 3 exons. The record is from RefSeq and is a predicted model, not a curated record. Bases 1 to 798 code for a protein of 265 amino acids.
AUGGCCUUGGAACAGUUAGGUCUUCUCGCCCAUCAACCCGUCAACAGGCCAUGCAGCAAGUAUGCUACUUUUAUUCCUGUCCUAGACAAGUUUAAUGUUAAAGAUGUUGCUAGGUUGUUUUUCAAGUUUGUUAUCAAGUAUUGGGGCAUACCUCCAUCUAUUAAAAGUGAGGCAAUUGGAGCUAGCUCAUUCGAGAUUACUAUAGGAAGACAACCUCUUACUCGUCACACAGUUGCCACAAGUUAUGGAGGAAGGAGUCCAAGUGUUUAUAAGUUUGUUAAGGGUUGGCAAGAAAAGACAGAGAUUACUAAAGAGUACCUUAGCAAAGCUUCGAAGAAAAUGAAGAAAUGGGCUGACAUAUUAAGAAGACAUGUGAAGUUUAAGAAGGGUGAUUUAGUUAUGGUCAAACUUCUUCCACAUUUGCAGAGGGACUAUGGGAAAGUCCAUAAGGAUCUUCUUCGAAGAUAUGAAGGCCCCUUCCUGAUUGAGAAGCGAAUUGGAAAGGUGACAUAUCGGGUGAAUCUACCAGAUCAUAUUGAAUCUCAUCUUGUGUUUCAUGUGAGUAUGUUGAAGCCAUUUCACAAGAAUGAGGGUAAACCGAGUAGAGGGGUGUGUCAACGAGCACCAGCUGCCAUUGGCAGAAGCUAUGCUAACCAGGUGAAGGAAAUAGUAUCACAUCGGGUGGUGCCAAUGAGAGGAAACCAUCCAAGUUACAAAGAAUACUUGGUGCAUUGGAAACGCCUGUCUGAUGCCGAAGCUACUUGGGAAACAACUCAAUCAAAUGAGCUGAACAAUUAG